Messenger RNA from Olea europaea var. sylvestris, 1917 nucleotides. RefSeq names its product pentatricopeptide repeat-containing protein At2g22410, mitochondrial-like. The annotation marks the transcript as partial. The transcript has a single exon. Gene Ontology annotation, molecular function: RNA binding; protein binding. The record is from RefSeq and is a predicted model, not a curated record. Gene Ontology annotation, biological process: RNA modification. NCBI's taxonomy places the organism in Eukaryota, Viridiplantae, Streptophyta, Magnoliopsida, Lamiales, Oleaceae.
CAUUUUAUCUAAUUCCACCGUCUUCAUUAGUAAGAAGUGGAAAUUGGAGGCGCGAAUUCGAACCAGAAAUUUAUGCCGUCUCCCUCUCCAUUGUCUCCAUUUUUUUGUUUGCUGAUUUUUAGUAUGCACUGGUUUUAUUGAGACUUACAAGUCCUUCAUAAGUUUGUUAGGAGGGUAUAGUAAGACUUAGAGGCCACUCAUAAUUUAUUGAUUGUUGAUUUAGCCAUGAACUCAUCUUUUAACACAAAUCCCAUUUCACGAACAACAAUUAAUUUCUCAAUUUUAGAUACCCUUUUGAUUCGAUGCCGAAAAUUCAUGCAAUUUAGUCAGAUUUUGGGACAGAUGGUCUCCACUGGGUUUAUCAAGGACACUUAUGCCGCAAGCAGAAUCCUCAAGUUUUCCACUGACUCCAACUUUAUACACAUUAAUUAUUCCCAUAAUAUCUUCUGUCACAUUGAGAAUCCAAAUGGGUUCAUUUGGAACACCAUGUUGAGGGCUUUCGUGCAAAGAAACCAGGCCCAAGAUUCAAUCUUUCUAUAUAAAUCUAUGUUAAAGAAGAGUUUUUUAUGCAUUGAUAAUUUUACUUAUCCAAUCUUGAUUCAGGGCUGCUCAGUUGAAUUUGCUGAAUUUGAGGGCAGAGAGUUGCAUGAUCAUGUGGUGAAAAUGGGUUUUGAUUGUGAUGUCUAUGUGGUGAACAAUUUAAUUUAUAUGUAUAGUGUGUGUGGUAAAGUAAGUGGUGCAAGAAGGAUGUUUGAUGAAAGUCCUGUGUUGGACUCAGUUUCAUGGAAUUCGAUGUUGGCGGGGUAUGUUUUAUCAGGGAGUGUUGAGGAAGCUAUGCUAAUGUACAAUAAGAUGCCGAAAAAGAACGUGAUCUCAUCGAAUUCUAUGAUUGUGCUGUUGGGUAAGAAAGGUAGAGUGAGUGAGGCUUAUCAGUUGUUUAAUGAAAUGGAAGAAAAAGAUUUGGUUUCUUGGACUGCAUUGAUUUCUUGUUAUGAGCAGAAUGGCAUGUACGAAGAGGCUUUGGAUUUGCUUGUGAAUAUGUAUCAUAAUGGAGUUAAGGUAGAUGAGGUAGUUGCUGUCAGCGUGCUUUCUGCCUGUGCAAAUUUACUGAAUCUUGGAAUGGGAGAAUCUAUUCAUGGUUUGUUUACAAGAGUUGGUUUGGAUUCCUAUGUAAAUCUUCAGAAUGCUUUGAUCUUCAUGUAUUUACGAUGUGGUGAUGUAUUGGCUGCACAAAAAUUGUUCGAUACAGGUUUUUGCUUGGACCUGAUAUCUUGGAACUCUAUGAUCAGUGGAUACCUUAAAUGUGGUUUGGUCAAGAAGGCUAGAGAAUUAUUUGAUACAAUGCCUGAGAGGGAUCUUGUGUCAUGGAGUGCAAUGAUAUCUGGUUAUACCCAACUUGAUCGGUACCAGGAGGCUUUAGCACUGUUUAAUGAUAUGCAGCAUGAUGGUAUUAAACCCGACGAGACCAUUUUGGUCAGUGUGAUUUCUUCUUGUGCUCACUUAGCUGCACUUGACCAAGGAAAAUGGAUAGAUGCUUACAUACGGAAGAAUGAGCUGAAGGUUAACACUAUCCUUGGUACUACUCUUAUUGACAUGUACAUGAAAUGUGGGUGUGUGGAAAAUGCAAUGCAGGUUUUUAAUGGAUUAGAGGAAAGGGGAACUUCUUCAUGGAAUGCUGUAAUUCUUGGCUUCGCUAUGAAUGGACAGGUAGAGAGGUCACUUGAGUUUUUUGAAGAGAUGAAGAAAUGUGUAGUACCCAACGAAAUAACCUUUGUGGCAGUUCUUGGGGCCUGUCGACAUGUGGGUCUUGUAGGAGAGGGGCGCCAAUUUUUUGAUUCAAUGGUUAAAGUAUACAACAUUGAACCCAACAUUAAACACUAUGGCUGCAUGGUUGAUCUUCUUGGACGAGCAGUGCUG